AACACUGGUGGGAAACCAGCCGUGACACACAAACAAGUCAUUUCUGUUUUCAUGUGUGAAGAAAUCUGCAGCACACCGAUUGGUUCUUUAAGAUAAAAACAUUAGUUUUACACCACAAAACAAUGAUUUUAAUUCCAUUUAUGCUGCUUGUUAAGUCAUUUUGAAGAAACCAUAUUCCCAGUGCAAGCUGAGUCCCUUAUUGUAACAUUCAAACACUGCACGGUUUACAGGUUUCCUUUUAGUUUUGAACAGGUACUAAUCCUGCUGUUUUAUAGGACACACAGGGGGGGCAUGAAGUCCUCCUCGGGCCCUUAAAUCUCUGGGGCCGGUCCUGCAGUCUGUCUCUUGCCCUCUGCAGUAGUUUCGUCUUGAGAUGACAUGCCAGUCCUCGGUCGGGCACGCGCCUCCUCGGGCACCAGCAGAACAUAAAGUGAGCUGCGCGCGCACGGGGUUCAGCAGUGAACCGGUGACCAGCGGCGGUGAGAGCAGCUCCGGUACGUUCAGAGCGCCCGGUGAGGGCAGAAGAGAAAACACACCGCGGGGUUAACAUGAGCUGCGGGAGCUCUGCGCACCUGACCGCGCUGGAAGUUUCUUUUCUCCGGGAGCGCAGGAGGUGAUGCGCCCUGCGGGACUCGGGUUGAGUCUGUUACCGGAGAGGAUGGCGGAGCUGUGGUACCACAACUCCACGUCCUCCUGGAACCGGUCCGCUGGUGGACACGACCGGUUCAGCAGCCUGGAUGACAUCGACGUGCCGGCGGACGGCUCCCCGACCCUGCGCAUCCUCAUCUCCAUCGUGUACUCGGUAGUGUGCGCCGCCGGGCUGAUCGGGAACCUGCUGGUGUUCUUCCUGAUGAAGGUGCGCCGGGGCAGGAGGAAACGCUCCAGCAUCAACCUGUUCAUCCUCAACCUGGCCGUGACGGACUUCCAGUUCGUGCUGACCCUGCCGUUCUGGGCGGUGGACACGGCUCUGGACUUCAGCUGGCCGUUUGGAAACGCCAUGUGCAAGAUCAUCCUCUCCGUGACGGUGAUGAACAUGUACGCCAGCGUGUUUUUCCUCACUGCCAUGAGCAUCACCCGGUACUGGUCGGUGGCCUCGGCGCUGAAGGACCGCACCCGGCGGCGGGUGUGCCCGGUGCGCUGGGUGAUCGCCGGGCUCUGGGUCUCCGCCACGGUGGCCACUUUGCCCACCGCCAUUUUCUCCACGGUGAAGAGCGUGGCCGGGGAGAGGCUGUGCCUGCUGGGCUUCCCGGACGGCCAGUCGUGGCUGGCGCUGUACCACCUCCAGAAGAUCCUGGUGGCCUUCGUGUUCCCCAUGCUGAUCGUCACCGUGUGCUACCUGCUGCUGCUGCGCUUCGUCCGCCUGCGCAGCAUGAACAACAACCAGGUGAAGCGGAGGUCCAGGGUGACCCGCUCGGUCACCAUCGUCGUUCUCUCCUUCUUCAUCUGCUGGAUGCCCAACCACGCCAUCACCUUCUGGGGCGUCCUGGUGAAAUUCAACGUGGUCAACUGGGAUAAGACGUACUACAUGGUGCACACGUACGUCCACCCGGUGACCGUGUGCCUGGCGCACACCAACAGCUGCCUGAACCCGGUGCUGUACUGCCUCAUGCGCCGGGAGUUCAGGAAGAAGAUGAAGGAUCUGUUCUGGAGGAUUUCCUCGCCCACCGGGACGAACACCUGCCCCCUGCGACCGUUCUCCGGGGCGAGAGCGGAGCCGGACGACACGCAGAUCGUCAUCCCGCUGAACAACGUGGAGACGGAGAACUGCAGGCUGUCUGUCCUGACGGAGCAGUGCGACACGGACGCGCUGCAGCGGUAAACCAGACCUAAAACUGAACACCUUUUAAACCUGCUGACAUCAAGUGGUAUUUGAAAUGAGUAGCCUCAGAGGAGCACGGACCUUCCUCGACUUUUCUCACUAUAACGUUGUUCUUUAUACUACACGUGUUGCGGGAGUUUUGACCGUGUGUCUCCGUGUUGUGGGACGUUUUGGAGAGCGCCGCGCAGACUGUGCCAAAUCCGGACAAAUCACCGCAGCUUCGCGUGGCGUAUUAGAUGUUGUUUGACUUUGCAUCCAAUAGAUUCUGUAUAUUUGAUCAUAAUUUAAAAAGUGUGAAACACAAAAGGAGAGAAACAACCAUUGCGCACCAGGAGGCGCGGUGCGUAAAACCAUCCAUCUGCGCCGAGUCCGACUGGGCUCUCACGUCACAGUGAUGCUGAUGUUGCUUUUUUUUUUUUUUUGGUUUUGAAAAGCUGAGUUUGCUUUGUUUUUUUUCUUUCCUAUAAAUGAAGUGAAGGCUCGGUGUCGCAUCCAGUGCUGCUUCGCUCUCUAAAGUGCUCUCUGUGCAGACUUCCUGUUCCAGGCGGAGGAAUCAGCUGCUGCAGCUGCAGACAUCACUCUGUGGAGUAUUAGUGACGUUUGUUGUGGCUGAUGUGUAACAUGUACAAGCUUGAGUAAAUGAAUGUAAAAAAAAAAAAAAAAAACAGCUGCCAAUGUAACCUUAAAAACAAUGUCUGCAGAAUAAAAUAUUUCAUUUGUGUGGA
Messenger RNA from Siniperca chuatsi (mandarin fish), 2544 nucleotides. It is a transcript of the gene rxfp3.3b, whose product is annotated as relaxin family peptide receptor 3.3b. The coding region runs from base 617 to 1819 and encodes 400 amino acids. Lineage: Eukaryota; Metazoa; Chordata; Actinopteri; Centrarchiformes; Sinipercidae. Gene Ontology annotation, biological process: G protein-coupled receptor signaling pathway; immune response. The record is from RefSeq and is a predicted model, not a curated record. Gene Ontology annotation, molecular function: G protein-coupled receptor activity. The transcript has a single exon. Gene Ontology annotation, cellular component: membrane.